UGUCAGCCGGGGCUGCGGGUCUGUUUUGCUGGCCGCUCGUCGGGGAUACCGCUCGUGUAGGUCUGCAACGUGUAAAUACGCUUUCCACCGUUUUGUGGCAGGGGUGUGCACGAGGUGGUUUGGUCAGGCAAGCGGGGAAGCGGGUUGGUAGAAAGGCGGAAGGGACAGUUCGGCGAGUGCAGUACAGCCAUCAGCGUCGGCAGCAGCGGUAGUACGUCCGCACACAACGCGCUUUCCUUCCACACGCACACGCACACUCUCACUCACACACAGUCCGGUGCCGGGUCGUGUUGCGCGGUCGCUGUGCCCUUGCCCCAGGGUCGCACUUCUUUCCCAUUUCCCAUCGGUGCCACAUUUCGGUAGUUUUGGUUUCCCCCGUGUGGCCACGCGCGUGGUCGACAAGGUAGAAAGUGUGCAGCAGCGAUGACGGCAAAGGAUACGCUCGAGGCUGCCAUCACCGCCCAGGGAGACGUGGUGCGGAAGCUGAAGUCGGCCGCCACGAAGGAUAAGGCGAAGGUGCGAGCGCGAGAGAAAGAGAGUACAAUUGCGUCAGCAGCAGCACGAACGCGAGUGACGAAACGAAAGUGAAAGGAAAAUCAGCAGAAAAGUGUGGCUCGAAAGUGCACUCCCGCCCGCGUUACAAAGCAUAGGGUUCUUGGGAGUGGGGCGGGAAGGGCAUUGCACAAUGCUGGCGAGACAAUUGCUGCUCGGAGCCGGCUGCUCGCUGCGCCGGUUUUCCUCCGCCAGUCGGGGUGCGGUGGUGGCCAGCACGAUGCAGGCAAUACGGGCGGGCGAGGAGGACGUCCGGCAACGGCUCGCUCAGAUCAACGAGGAGGUCCAGAAGCUGCUGGCGCUGAAGGAACAGCUCAAGCAGCUCACCGUCGACGACGAUGGCAGCGGCGAGACAGCAGCAGCAACACCAGCGCCGGGCAAACCAGCGGCGGCCAGUGAACCCGGCAACCGCAACCUGUCGCUGAAAACGCCGAAGGGCACGCGCGACUACGGCCCGGAAGCGAUGGCGCUGCGGCAGCGCGUGCUCGACCAGGUGGUGCGCGUGUUCCGCCGGCACGGCGCGGAAACGAUCGACACGCCCGUGUUCGAGCUGAAGGAGGUGCUGACCGGGAAGUACGGCGAGGACUCGAAGCUGAUCUACGACCUGAAGGACCAGGGCGGCGAGAUACUGGCGCUCCGAUACGACCUGACCGUGCCGUUCGCGCGCUACGUCGGCAUGGGCAACGUGUUCAACAUCAAGCGGUACCACAUCGCGAAGGUGUACCGGCGGGACAAUCCGCAGAUAACGCGCGGCCGGUACCGGGAGUUCUACCAGUGCGACUUCGACAUUGCCGGCACGUACGACCCGAUGCUGCCGGACGCGGAGUGCGUGAAGGUGGUGUGCGAAAUCCUCGCCGAGGUGGGGGUGGGCGACUUUGUGGUGAAGCUGAACCACCGCAAGCUGCUCGACGGCAUCUUCGAGGCGUGCGGCGUGCCGGCGGACAAGUUCCGCACCGCCUGCUCCUCGGUCGACAAGCUGGACAAGACGCCCUGGGAGGAGGUGCGGCGCGAGAUGGUGGAGGAGAAGGGGCUGUCGGAGGAGGCGGUCGGGCGGAUCGGGCAGUUCGUGACGCUGCACGGCGGCACCGAGCUGAUCGAGCGGCUGGCGGCGGACGAGACGCUGCGCGGCAUCAAGGUGGCGAUGGAGGGGCUGGAGGACAUGCGGCUGCUGCUGCAGUACUGCGAGAUAUUCCAGGUGGCGGACCGGGUGUCGUUCGAUCUGAGCCUGGCCCGCGGGCUGGACUACUACACCGGCGUGAUAUACGAGGCGGUCCUGCUCGGGGGCGGUGGCGCAGGAGGCGGCAGCAGCGCGGACGAGGAGAUUACGGUCGGGUCGGUGGCGGGCGGCGGCCGGUACGACAAUCUGGUCGGCAUGUUCAACCCAAAGCGCAAGCAGGUGCCGUGCGUCGGCGUGUCGAUCGGGGUGGAGCGGCUGUUUUCCAUCCUGGAGGCGCGGGCCGGCGGCAAAACGCGCACCAACGAGACGGAGGUGUACGUCGCGUCCGCCCACAAGGGUCUGCACCUGAAGCGGCUCGAAAUACUCAACAAGCUGUGGUCGGCCGGCCUCAAGGCGGAACACUCGUACAAGCUCAACCCGAAGCUGCUGGCCCAGCUGCAGCACUGCGAGGAGUACCAGAUCCCGUACGCGGUCAUACUCGGCGAUGGCGAGCUGUCGCGCGGUGUCGUCAAGCUACGCGAGAUUGCCACCCGCAAGGAGGAAGAGGUCGCCCUAGACACGUUCAUCGAGGAGCUGCGCCGUCGGCUAUUAUCCGCCGCCUAACGUGCGAAGGCAACGAUUGUCCGCGCUUUUUUGUUUCGGUCUACCAACCCAUCCCAACCAAUCAUCCAUCAAUUGUGUUUUGCAAUUAUGCCAGGUCAAAAGAGAGAAGAACUUAACAGCACACGCAAACUUUAAGAGGUGCGCAUAACGUAUCAUUUGUUUCUUAAAAACCACAAACGCGCGCGCUUGUUGUGCAAAAGACAACGUUUUUAUGUUUGAUGCUUUCCAUCUCUCAUUCGAAUCAUUAUUAUGUUUGUUUGUGGUUUACGCGCUACGCAUUUGUGCUUUUCAUGUGCACGUGCCCCGGGCAAGGUGCACUAAAUGAACAUGAAAAAUAAAUUAGUUACACCUAGA
Messenger RNA from Anopheles gambiae (African malaria mosquito), 2686 nucleotides. It is a transcript of the gene HisRS, whose product is annotated as histidine--tRNA ligase, cytoplasmic. The record is from RefSeq and is a predicted model, not a curated record. Gene Ontology annotation, molecular function: ATP binding; histidine-tRNA ligase activity. Gene Ontology annotation, cellular component: cytoplasm; mitochondrion. Gene Ontology annotation, biological process: mitochondrial translation; histidyl-tRNA aminoacylation. The coding region runs from base 686 to 2332 and encodes 548 amino acids. Lineage: Eukaryota; Metazoa; Arthropoda; Insecta; Diptera; Culicidae. The transcript has 4 exons.